GGACAGGAUGUCUAGGCGCAGCCAGGGUGUUGAGGGUGUCCAGUUUGGUGGCCUCAGGAUUGCAUCGCUGCUUUUUGCGGAUGAUGUUGUCCUGUUGGCUUCAUCUGCUGGGGACCUCCAGCGAGCUCUGGGGCGGUUCGCAGCCGAGUGCGAAGCAGCGGGGAUGAGGAUUAGCACCUCCAAGUCCGAGACCAUGGUUCUCAAUCGGAAGCAGGUGGAUUGCCCUCUUCAGAUCAGGGCGGAGAUACUGCCUCAAGUGGAGGAGUUCAAGUAUCUUGGGGUCUCGUUCACGAGUGAGGGUAGGAGAGAUCGAGAGCUGGACAGACGAGUAGGAGCAGCGUCUGCAGUUUUUCAGGCGCUUCACCGGUUCGUCGUGGCUAAGAAAGAACUGAAAGCAAAGCUCUCAAUCUAUUGGACCAUCUUCGUACCUACCCUCACCUAUGGUCAUCAGCUAUGGGUAAUGACAGAAAGAAUGGGAUUGUGGCUACAGGCAGCCAAAAUGAGGUUUCUCCGCAGGGUGUCUGGGCUCUCCCUUAGAGAUAGGGUGAGAUGUUCGGACAUCCGGGAGAGUCUCCGAGUAGAGCCGCUACUUCUCCACGUUGAAAGGAGCCAGUUGAGGUGGUUUGGACACCUGGCACGGAUGGAGCCAGUAGAGGUGGUUUGGACACCUGGCAGGGAUGGAGCCAGUUGA
Molecule: messenger RNA, 691 nt
Organism: Brienomyrus brachyistius
Lineage: Eukaryota; Metazoa; Chordata; Actinopteri; Osteoglossiformes; Mormyridae
Exons: 1
Coding region: 8-691 (227 amino acids)
Source: RefSeq, a predicted model, not a curated record